Molecule: messenger RNA, 321 nt
Organism: Eucalyptus grandis
Lineage: Eukaryota; Viridiplantae; Streptophyta; Magnoliopsida; Myrtales; Myrtaceae
Exons: 1
Coding region: 1-321 (106 amino acids)
Molecular function (GO): nucleic acid binding
Source: RefSeq, a predicted model, not a curated record
AUGUUGAGAGCGUGUGUGCUAGACUUUAAAGGAAGCUGGGAGGAACAGCUUCACCUCGUCGAGUUUGCCCACAACAACAGCUACGGGCAGACCAUUCAGAUGGCACAUUUCGAAGCAUUGUAUGACAGAGUGUGUAAAACACAGAUUUGUUGGGAUGAGGUUGGAGAACGGAAAAUCACUAGCCAAGAAUUGGUUCAGCAGUCAGUGGAUGCAGUUGCAGUCAUUAGGGACAUAUUAAAGACCACUCAGAGCUGCCAGAAAACUAUGCAGAUAAGCAUUGAAGACUAUUGGAAUUCUAAGUUGGAGAGCAUGUCUUUCUGA